UGUUUGUUUACAUGCUCUUCUAUACUAACAAGCUUAUGCCUGCCUAUUCAUUUCAUGGCACGUUAACAGCUGCAACUUUGUCAGAGAAGGAGCUGUCCAGUCUGCGAGUGAAAGACGAGGACCACUUCCCCUUUGCCAGCAGGGCUCCGCCCCCCGCCUCGCAAACUCUUUCCUCGGCCCGGCGCGGGACGGAGGUGGCGGGCGCCAACGGACGGCAUCGCGGUCUUCCAGGUACGCCGCCCCCGUCACCGAGGGUCUCCGAUUGGUCCUUCCCGCUCUCCGGGAGGAUGACUGUGUCACGGCGUUCGCUGGACUCACCGCUUAGCCCCGCCUCCCGCCCGCACAGCCCCUGGGGAUCUUUCGACCCCUAUGACUCGGCAGAGGAUCAGGAUAAAGAGUACGUCGGCUUUGCCGCGUUGCCCAAUCAGGUUCACCGAAAAACAGUGAAGAAAGGCUUCACCUUCACGCUGAUGGUGGCAGGAGAGAGCGGCCUGGGAAAGUCCACGCUGAUCAACAGCCUCUUCCUCACCGACCUUUACAAAGACCGAAAGAUUCCCAACGCCGAAGAGCGCAUCAGUCAGACAGUGAGCAUAGUGAAGCACACGGUUAGCAUCGAGGAGAAAGGCGUCAAGCUGAGGCUGAGCAUCAUCGACACGCCGGGCUUCGGCGACGCCGUCAACAAUAUGCAAAGCUGGAAGCAUUUGGAAGACUACGUGGAGCAGCAGUUCGAUCAAUUCUUCCGAGACGAGAGCGGCCUCAACCGCCGCAACAUCCAAGACAACCGCGUGCACUGCUGCCUCUACUUCAUCCCUCCUUACGGACACGGCCUGCGACCUCUGGACGUUGAGUGCAUGCGGGCACUGCACGAAAAAGUCAACAUCGUUCCCGUUUUGGCCAAAGCUGACAGCCUGACGCGGGCUGAGGUGUACAAGAAGAAAAUCAAGAUCCGUGAGGAGCUGCGUCGCUUCGGGAUCAACAUCUACCAGUUCGCCGACUGCGACUCGGACGAGGACGAAGAGUUCAAGAGGCGGGACCGGCUGCUUAAGGACAGCGUCCCCUUCGCUGUCAUCGGGAGCAACGUCCUGGUGGAGAGUCAAGGCCGCAGGUUCAAAGGUCGCGCGUACCCCUGGGGAGUGGUGGAAGUGGAGAGUCCGGCCCACUCGGAUUUCCUACUCCUUCGGGAUAUGCUGGUGAGGACUCACAUGCAGGACCUGAAGGACGUGACCCGCGAGUGCCACUACGAGAACUACCGGGCCCACUGCAUCCGGAACAUGACGCGCAUGGUCGUCCAAAACCGCAAGCGCAGCUUGCGUGAGAAGUACCAAGAAGAAAGCCACCUGGACGUCCCGCUGCCGCUCGCUGACUUCGACACAGAAAAGGAAAGACUCAUCUUUGAGAAAGACCAGGAGCUGAGGAGGAUGCAGGCGCUUCUGGAGAGGAUUCAGGAGCAGAUGCAAAGCAGCCGCAUAUGAAAGCACUCGGCAGACCUGUGCGAAACAUCCAUGUUUCAUUUGGCGUCUUUUUCAUUAUUUCUACUGCCAUCUAGUGGCUGUUAAAUAAAAAAGUAUUAGAAA
Syngnathus acus (greater pipefish) is the source of this 1574-nucleotide messenger RNA. Its product is annotated as septin-5-like. The coding region runs from base 12 to 1472 and encodes 486 amino acids. NCBI's taxonomy places the organism in Eukaryota, Metazoa, Chordata, Actinopteri, Syngnathiformes, Syngnathidae. Gene Ontology annotation, cellular component: septin complex; microtubule cytoskeleton; septin ring. The transcript has 12 exons. The record is from RefSeq and is a predicted model, not a curated record. Gene Ontology annotation, molecular function: GTP binding; GTPase activity; molecular adaptor activity. Gene Ontology annotation, biological process: regulation of exocytosis; cytoskeleton-dependent cytokinesis.